UGUCUGUGUCUGUGUUUUGUAACUGACAACUGACAAGCAAAUCAAGAAAUUAAAAUUGAGUGCAAUGAGCGAAUUGGCACAUCUUUAGGUGUUAUGUUCCUUAGAUUUUGAUUGUAAAAAGUUAACGAGUGCUAUUGAGUGCUAUUUGGAAUAUGUGUAUUCGAUAAAGAUGUCAAAAGUAAAUCAAACUAAAAAAAUUAAUUAUGAUGACUUGGAAUAUAGGAUUACACCAGUUCAGCAAGCUGCGGCUUCAUGUACCGGAGCUGUUAUAACCUCACUCUUUGUUACUCCUCUGGAUGUCGUAAAAAUUCGGCUGCAAGCCCAACAAAAAGAGAUAAAGCCCAGCAAAUGUUUUUUGUAUUGCAAUGGAUUGAUGGAUCAUAUAUGUAAGUGCGCUCCUGAAGAUAUCAAUACGUGGUAUCAACGCCCAGGGCAUUUUAAUGGUACUGUAGAUGCUUUUAUUAAAAUUGGUCGAACGGAAGGAUUAACCUCACUGUGGAGUGGUUUAAGCCCUACAUUAGUACUUUCUAUACCAGCCACAAUUGCAUAUUUCGUAACAUAUGAACAGUUAAGGUUAAAAUUGAAAGAUUUAUAUAAUGCAAACAAACCUGUAAAUGAACCUUUAAAACAACCUUAUUGGAUACCGAUGUUAUCAGGGGCAACCGCAAGAAUUAUUUCAGCGACAACAGUUAGCCCACUAGAAUUGAUUAGGACAAAAAUGCAGUCCAAAAAAUUAAGUUAUUAUGAAAUUGGGGAAGGUUUGCAAUUAUUAAUCAAACAAGAUGGGAUAAAGGGUUUAUGGAAAGGAAUUCUUCCAACUUUAUUAAGAGAUGUUCCAUUUUCUGCUGUAUAUUGGAUGCACUAUGAAAGCAUCAAGUCCUUUUUUUUAAAUUCUGAUACUGUUCCAUCCUUUUGGUUUAGUUUUGUAGCAGGCGCAAUUUCUGGAUCUAUUGCUGCGACAGUCACAGUGCCAUUUGAUGUAGUCAAAACUCAUCAACAAAUUGAAUUUGGAGAGACAACUCUAUACAGUGACCAGCCUGGGAAAAGCAAAACAACAAUGGAAAUAUUUAGGGACAUUUAUAGACAACACGGAGUAAGGGGACUAUUUGCUGGGAGCGUACCCAGACUUAUCAAAGUUGCACCAGCUUGCGCUAUUAUGAUAUCUUCGUUUGAAUAUGGGAAAGUAUUCUUUAACAGGUUAGCUAGGCAAAACACUUCGUAUUCAGUUGAAGAUGACACAUUAAGUGUUCAUCAACAUAAAGUUCCAAGUAAUGUUAGUCAGUUUGCAGAUAAUAAUAUUUUAAGUCGAACUAGUCCUAGUCAAGACAUUCUGUAAUUACUCAGGUUAUUUUUUUUUAUUUACCAUAGUUACAAUAUUUGUGACUUCUGUUAUAUCUGUAAUAAAAUUUUAAUGGAAAUAAUUUCUUAAAAUUGCAAAACCAAUACAUUUUGAUGUUGGCGCAAUUUUAAGAAAUUUAGAUUCAUAAUUCAAUACAUGGCAUGAUAUUUACCGAUUAAUAAAAUUGUUUU
Molecule: messenger RNA, 1530 nt
Organism: Anoplophora glabripennis (Asian longhorned beetle)
Lineage: Eukaryota; Metazoa; Arthropoda; Insecta; Coleoptera; Cerambycidae
Product: solute carrier family 25 member 40
Exons: 6
Coding region: 170-1336 (388 amino acids)
Biological process (GO): mitochondrial transmembrane transport
Source: RefSeq, a predicted model, not a curated record